AGGGCAAUUAUUUGACUUGUACUAAUACCCUGGAAAGCAGCGGCAUGUGCAUGUGGGGUAGGGAGAAAAUGCCCCGAGAGCGGACGCAGGAUGACUCCAUCGAAGACAUCCGAAGGGCGCGGCAGUUGAUUCCGGGCCGAAGAACCAUCCUUGAUGCGACACGGACUUUGUUAUAAGGGAAGCACGCCAUGAAACAUAUCGCCAUGCACAGAUCUCGUAUACCAGCGUCAUAUCCAAGGCAUAGCCACAACUCAAGUCAGUUCUACACUGCGUUUGUAUAGCUACAUAGAGCCUUUUCUUGCCGCAUGCUGACCCCGACAACGGACCUCAAAACGGACCUAGGUGGUGAAAGUCGCGACCCAACGCCUAUACUCUUUCGAGGUACACACUACUAUGCCGCAUGCACAGCCAAAACAGUUGUGCUCUGGGCGCUCGCAGUCGCACUCCGGGUCAGGCUAUUCCUCGGCCUCGGGCUUGGGUUCCGGGUCGGGGCUUGGCUCCGGUGGGUUGUUCUGCCGGGACAAGAGCGUGCUGUACGAGUAGCCCCAUUUGACACACCCCGGCGACCGCGAAGUGUGGCUCUAGGUGCCCUCGUCCAUGCUGGCGAUGCCCGGUCUAAACUCGUCGAACGAUCCGGCCAGCUGGUCGAGCUGCGAGUCUCGGCCGCCCCAUUGGUCAGGUCGCCCGAGAUGACGAUGAAGGAAGGUAGUGGCACCUCCGCGCGGCAGAGACGUUGCAGCUUUAGCCUCGGGACGCCCAUGAUUCUCCAGCCGGCGCGAGCUCAGAGUGCUCAGGCCACGGAGGCAGAACUUAGCGAGCAUACUGGGUUGUUCUCUGAGUAAAGUUAGGUCUUGACGUAUCAGAAGGAGCUUGGGGUUGAUGG
Molecule: messenger RNA, 883 nt
Organism: Parathielavia appendiculata
Lineage: Eukaryota; Fungi; Ascomycota; Sordariomycetes; Sordariales; Chaetomiaceae
Exons: 3
Coding region: 306-842 (178 amino acids)
Source: RefSeq, a predicted model, not a curated record